AUGCCGACCGAACUCGAAGAGCUGGUGGAAUUCCUGCACCAUGGCAACACCCAAAUCAGACAAAUCGCUUGUGAAAACCUCGUCGGUUUCUCUACGGCUCAGCCUGAAUUGUUCAAGCGCCAUCAACUCCUACCCGUCCGCGAUCUGAAGCUCCUGGUUCGCGAUUACAUUCCAAUUGCGAAGAAUGCAUUGACGAUCCUGAUCAACUUGUCUAGCGAUGAAGAGGUAUUGAAACUUCUUGCUGAGGAUGAGUUCGUUGAGGACUUGCUUGCGAAAUUGACAAAUGUCAAGGAGCCCAACGCCGAUGAAGUGGCCAUGCUUUUGGCCAAUGUCGUCAAAAGCGAAAACCUACAGAAACUGCUCACCCUCAAGCGAAAAGCCCCCGAAACCGUAUCUACCUCCGAGAAUGCGAUCGACCAGCUGAUGGACUGCUUCGUGAAGGGUGCCGAGGGUGCUCUCAAUAAGCACGCCAACUUUGAUUACCUAUCAUACGUGUUUGCCGACCUGUCCCAGACGGAAAAGGGCAGGGCUUAUUUCACCCAACGCCAGGAUUACGAUGAGGUAGUCCCCAUCACCAAGCUGACGGUCUUCACGGAGCACAAGAGCGAUAUUCGGAGGAAGGGUAUUGCAUCCACAAUCAAGAACGUGGCUUUCGAAGUCGAUUCGCAUCCAAUGCUCUUCGACGAGGACGGAGCCAACCUUCUGCCUUACCUGUUGCUCCCCCUUGCAGGUCCAGAGGAGCUGUCGGAUGAGGAUACUGCGGACAUGCUGCCAGAUCUUCAGCUGUUGCCGCCCGAUAAGCAACGAGACAGCGACCCCACCAUCAUCACGACCCAUCUCGAAACCUUGCUUCUCUUGACCACAACUCGGGAGGGCCGGGAGAAGAUGCGAGCAGUCAAGGUCUACCCUUUGAUCCGCGAAACUCACAUGCAUGUUGAAGAUGAGAAUGUGACAGAGGCAUGCGACCGGUUAGUGCAGGUCCUGAUGCGAGACGAAGAAGUAUUUCAUUAUCCCCACACCAUCACGUCGACCAAUAUUCCACUGCGGACGCGGAAGCUGUCUUGUCCCUCGACCCCGAGGCGCAAGUGGCUUCCCGCUGAAUCGGAUCAAACUGAUUCCAAUUUCGAUGAUUGUGCGAGCGACAAUGGAAACUACCCCGAAAUCGACAAUCUACCAUCCGACGUGAACCCCGACACAGGGAUUGUUCAGCGCUUUCGGGCCUUCAUGUCUCGCGCCCCUCUUCUUCCCUCGACGCCCGCCCUGGGUGCUUCCUCUUACGGAGCAUUGCGAAGUCCAGACGACUCCGAAGAAGAUAUUUCCGUUUCGCGUCGUCGGAACGUUCGUAGGAGUUUACAACGCGCGAGCUUCGAAAAUGGCAUUGGAAGCUCUUCCAACGUACCAGGGUCUACCCCGAGACGAUCACAUUCCUCUGUGAGGCGACGAAACAGUGUGUACGCAGAUAUAGCCAAUCGUCGGCCUUCAUCCGCCACGUCCGAUGUGGGAAUGGGUCCUGAUUCGAAAUACUCGUUUGCCACGGGAUUGGCCGUACCGGCUAACCCGGUGAUGCAGGAGACACCGGCGGCUUCUUCGCCAUAUAUGACAAGUGAUGAUGAAAAUGUCCUCGAUAUUGACGAUGAUGAUUCGAAAUCCUCGGGUGAGGAUCCCCCAGACAAUUCGCCGUAUGCCCAAGUACGAGCUUCGGUUCCGGCGACGGAUGAUAUUACUCUUUCUAUUAACACACCGCGGAUGUGGAUUCUCUCUUUGUUAUUCUCUUUGACGGGGUCCGCCGCCAAUCUUUUCUUUUCCUUGCGCUAUCCCAGUGUUGCCAUUACCCCAAUCAUUGCUCUUGUUCUAGUCCAUCCACUGGGCAAGUUUUGGGAUGUGCUUUUGAAACAAACAGGUGAUCCUCUCGAGAUUUUUGAGAACGGAUCCCUUCAUCACCGGGAAUCGCUCUCUGGUGAGAUCGAGGUGCCUCCUGUUCCAUUGGCGUCCCGAAUCAGACUUUGGUUUGCCCAGGGCCGGUGGAAUGAGAAGGAGCAUGCUUGCGUCUAUAUUAGCAGCAAUGUUUCUUUUGGAUUUGCUUUCGCGACUGAUGUUAUUGUCGAACAACACAAAUUUUACAAUCAGGAUGUUCCAAUUAUGUAUCAGCUAUUGCUCAUCAUAUCCACUCAGGUUUUGGGGUAUGCAUUCGCGGGUCUCACUCGACGAUUCCUCGUGCGGCCAUCGGCUAUGAUCUGGCCGGGAACCCUGAUGUCCACUGCAAUGUUUUCUACAAUGCACAAGUCUGUCAACAAAAAGGCAAACGGUUGGAGUAUCUCCCGAUAUAAAUUCUUCGUCGUUGUGUGGGCAGGAGCGUUUCUCUGGUAUUUCGUCCCAGGACUGCUGAUGCCUGCUCUAAGUUAUUUUAAUGUGAUCACUUGGUUGGCACCCAAAAACGUUGUGGUCUCGAACUUGUUUGGCGUUGCCUCUGGUCUCGGGAUGUUCCCCUUGACCUUCGAUUGGGCUCAAAUUGCCUAUAUUGGAUCCCCAUUACUCACGCCUUGGUGGGCCGCAGCUAACAUUGUGACGGGACUGGUGGUUGUCAUAUGGAUAGUCGCCCCAAUACUGUAUUAUAAAAAUGUUCUUUUCUCUGCAUAUAUGCCCAUAGUUUCAACAGCAGUGUUCGACAAUGCUGGGCGACCAUACGACGUUAGUCGAAUCUUGACCGCGGACUUUUUGUUUGAUGAAAAGGCCUAUCAAGAUUACUCCCCGGUUUAUCUCCCAAUCACCUAUGUGUUGUCCUAUGGUGUUCAGUUCGCUGCAUUGACAUCCCUUGUCACUCACACCAUUUGCUGGUAUGGGAAGGACAUCUGGCAGCAGACCAGAAAGGCUUUUGAGGAAAAACGAGAAGUGCCAGACAUGGAAACAUACCAGCCCCUUCGUCGAAGCAAUGAUAUGGUUCGACAGAGUUAUGACAUCCCAGGGAACAGCUCCCAUGAACCGAGCCAGGAAAUUCCGUUAGGAGGGGAUGAUGUUCAUUGUCGCUUGAUGAGGCGCUACAAGGAUGCUCCCCUCACGUGGUAUCUUCUCGUGUUCAUUUCCAUGCUCGCCACUGCCAUCUUCACGGUGGAAUACUCCGCACAAGGGAUCAAAUUUUCCUCGGACCUAAAACUUGGCCAUUACAUGAAGAUCCCACCACGGAUUCUGUUUGGCGUCCAGAUGAUGGCAACUUUGGUCUCGAGUCUGACUCAGAUUGGUGUGCUGAACUGGAUGUUCACUUUUGUCCCAGGUCUUUGCACCCCGGAGGCCAUCAAUGGUUUCAAUUGCCCCAUUGCCCGUGUCCAUUUCAACGGCAGUAUUCUCUGGGGAGUCGUUGGGCCCCAGCGCUUCUUUGGCCCAGGGGGGCUAUAUCGUCCGCUUGUCUGGGCCUUUUUAAUGGGAGCCGUGGCCCCUCUCGGAGCAUGGCUUCUGGGAAGACACAGCAAGAAAAGCUUCUGGCGUAUGGUCAACUUCCCUAUCUUGUUUGGCAGUCUGAGCUGGAUACCCCCUGCAACCGGGCUCAACUUUUCCAUCUGGGCCCUUGUAUGUUUCGUGUUUAAUUAUGUGAUUCGGCGAAGGAGGACCGCAUGGUGGGAAAAAUAUGCAAUGACCUUGUCAGCUGCAUUGGAUUCUGGGUUAGCAUUCGCAGUGGUCGUUGUCUUCUUCGCCUUCAUUUACCCAGGCUGGGUCGAUGGUUUCAAAUGGUGGGGAACGGAGAUCUAUAAACAAGGCUGUGAUUGGAUUGCUUGUCCAUACAAGCCACUAGAACCGGGUCAACGAUUCGAGCCUCCUGGCGCACAGACCACACAGACCGGGGAUCUUCCCGUGCCACGUGACCGUGUCAGCGGGACGGGUAAACAUUUGCUCCGUGGUCAACCGUCAUACCUGCGGGUCGCUGCUUCCAGCUCUUUCAAAGUGACCUUCCCAUCUCUCACUCUUUUUUUAACCUGUCCCCCCUUGUCGCAACACAAGACAGGCAAACGGUUACAGUCGUUCCAUAUUUCCACCACUGGCGCGAUCCGUCGCGUCGCCUUCUACCGCUCGUACAACUCUGCUUUGUACGUCGGCAACAUGUCGACUCCAACGAAUCCUUCGAAUGCUCGCACUCCAACCGGGCCAAAUGGUGCACCGCUUAUGAGGAUGCGUCGUCCAAAAGCAGCGGACCCUUUGGUUCGACCGAAGAGAAGGCCUGCCCCCAAACCAGCUGGCGCCACUCCUGGCCAUGGAACAGCCACCAAGACUCUUCCCUCACGGCCACAAACGUCUAACCCCCAGACGAUCUUUCCGUCCGAGCGACCUAUGCUUGAGCUUUCAAACAAUCACAUGUCUGCGAAUGGGUUCAGCGGCCCUUUGCUCAGUGAUAAAUACUUUGAUUAUCCGGUGGUGACGACAAAGCGAGCUCUGAUGGAGGGAUUGAAGCACCAUAUCGCGCGAUUUGCCUCGAAGAAAAGCGUCGACCCACGUGAUGAAUCACAAUUUACACGACCAGUUCGACUGCACCGCCGCGACCCGCGUUCACGAAAUCACGAUCCCAAUUCGGGACGGACCGAGAUCGAUGGCCAGCCGAUGGAUGAGGCUGAACGUGAAGCCUUUGAUGCCCGCAAGGCAGCACGUGAAAAAGAGCGAGCUGAGAACCUUUCCCAGAUCGCCCCCGCCCUCGGCUCAACCUCCAAACGACCAAAUGCCCCGAAGCAGAAGACGCAGCAGGUUUUCAAGUCGGAUAUGACCCCUGAAGAGAUUGCAAGAGCCCGGAUCAAGUACGAAGAGGCCUUGCCAUGGCAUCUGGAGGAUUUCGACAACCAGCACACCUGGGUUGGAAACUAUGAAGCAGCUCUGUCCGAAACACAUGCAGUCUUUAUCCUCGAUAACGGAAAGAUGCGAAUGAUCCCGGCCGAAAAGUGGUACAAGUUCAACGCUAAGAGCAACUUCAAGGCUUUGACCAUUGAUGAAGCAGAAAAAUUCAUGGCCAAGAGAGUGAAAGAUCCUCGAUGGUUUAUGGAAAAGCAGCAGCAGUUGGAGCAAGAAAAGGAAUUGGAAACAUACGCUAAGCAGCGCAAAGUCUACGCCGGAAAACAGGGCACGGCUACCAAGGGCGCAGGAUUGGAGGCUGGUGAAAUGGAUUUCGAAGAGGAUCGAUUUGCCGACGACGAAGAGCAUGAUGACCUCUUCAAUGAGGAUGAAGAUGCGAAGGAUGCCGAAAAGAGGAUCAAAGAGGACCAGCUCAAGGCGAAUGUGUUCAAUCUCAAGGACGAGAAGGAGUAUGACGCCGAAGAAAUGCGAGAGAAACGUGAGCGAGAGGCCCGACGUGUGUUGGGCAAGGGUGUGCGCAAGGCUCUGAAGAAGAGAGAACGAAACUUUGAUUACAGCAGCGGUUCGGACGUCAAUCCGUACACGGAUGAGGAGAGCUCCGACGACAGCGAAACCGAGCGGGCCAAGGAGGAGGAACGGAAGAAGGCGGAAGAAGAAAAGGCCCAGAAAGAAGCGACCUCCUCCAAGGGAACAAAUACUCCCUCCGGUCGACCCAAGCAUACAGAUGCCCUGAAGAAACCGUCCCGGAAAAGGCUUGGAUCACCCAACGCCUCCGAUGCGAGCGGCACCGACACAUCUCGAAAGAAGGUCAAAAGCAUGCAUCUUCCUACGUCCCAACCCCCGUCGCGUCCGAUCUCUCCAUCGGCUUUGCAGGGCAAGAAACGCGUGCGAAACAUUCCUGGCGGUGCUGGAUCUGGCAGUGAUGUUGACACUGUCGGAUCUGGAGCUGAAAUGACUGAGGGUGGCAAGAUCAAGAAAUUGAAACUCAACCCCUCUACUGUGGCUUCUCGUGGUGGCACCCCACAAGGGUCCCGCGCUGCCAGUCCUUUACCUCGACUCUCCGGCAGCCGUGCCAACAGCCCCGACGUCCCCAGAGGCCAUCGUGUGUCGACCCCCAUUUCUGGAAACCAGACCUUCCCGACAGCCGGGGAAAUUCACGCAGCCAUCCCAGCAUCUGGCAUCCUCAGCAGCGAUCUCUUGAAGGUGUUCCGUCCUCGUAUUGGCGAAUCCAAGGAGAACCAUCGGAGAUUCAUUGCCAUCGUCAAGGAUGUAAGUGUUUACGGAAAAGAGGAUCGUAUGCUCCGACCAGGUCCCUGGAAGGGGAACUGA
This is a messenger RNA of Penicillium concentricum, 6156 nucleotides long. RefSeq lists its product as uncharacterized. Gene Ontology annotation, biological process: transcription initiation at RNA polymerase II promoter; positive regulation of transcription elongation by RNA polymerase II; transmembrane transport. Gene Ontology annotation, molecular function: DNA binding; oligopeptide transmembrane transporter activity. The coding region runs from base 1 to 6156 and encodes 2051 amino acids. Lineage: Eukaryota; Fungi; Ascomycota; Eurotiomycetes; Eurotiales; Aspergillaceae. Gene Ontology annotation, cellular component: nucleus. The transcript is spliced from 16 exons. The record is from RefSeq and is a predicted model, not a curated record.